ACAAACACAUAUACAAUACAAUCCUGUGGACACAUACAAUACAAUCCUGUGGGGAAAUAGCUUAACAUAUACACUCUUAUACACAGCAGAGUUGUCCUCAAUAUGAGUGGCUCUAGGAAUACGCGACGAGCCUCAGCAUUCAAUCCCAAGUCGGGACAAUUUCGGAGUGUGAGGCGCCCCUGCUUCACGCUGAAGCGUCCGCUGGUCUUUCAGGUGCGCAAGUCCCUAGUGGAGUAUGUGGACGAAAAGCUGCUGAAAAUGAACACGUCGGUGUUCUAUCAGCGCAUCUUCAUACUGGCCAAGAAUGUGGAGCCCAAGAGCGACAGUGAACUGCAAGCAGCUGAGGUCAAGUUCGAAUCAGAUGCGAUGCGCGCCGCUGAGGGCAUGGCCGAGGAGGAUCAGCACUACUCGGAAGUGGCCAUGCCGGAUGUGCCAAAUGUGCCGGAGGCGGCGGAGACGACAGAGGUGCCGGAGGUAAACAAGGAUCCUGCUAUUCCUGCAGGUGGGGCUCACUCGUCAGUGAAAAUAAAAGAUGAAAUCGAAACUGAAACCUUAACCCACACAUUUCGAUUUAAUGAGUAUUCAUAUGGGGACGACGACCAAGAGACAGAUAACACGGAAGUUGAACCAGAAAUAGUCGAACAGCCCAAGGACGUUUUCAACUAUUUUACCGAAAUGCUACAGGAGCUUCACGCAAAAUGUCGCGAAUUGAUCUACUCUCACGAUCCCCUGUGUGGACUGGUGCUCUAUAUGAAUGACUACACCAUGAUGAUGCUGGAAGGCUGCGAGGAUAUGAUAGGCAUCUUCUGCGCGAAGCUCUUGGAACGAAUUCCUGAAUACUGGAAAGAUCAUCGAGUCUUCCAUAUUGAAGAUCACAUCAAAGAGCUCUACACUAGGCAGCUCAUGUUCAGGCGCAUACCAGCUGCCUUUCUCAACGAAAAGUUUCCGCCCUCGACGCCCACGGACGAGUACCUGAUGGGCAAACAGCAUUUGAUUAUCAAGGAUAAGCUAUUCACCAUAUGCUCGCUGAUCAGCGAGAGCAUGGAGCCAAUCGAUCAUGAUUCGUCUCAGCAGGACUCGUCUCUCCAAACAGAGGGCACUGAUUUUGACGAAAUGGAGGGUGAAAGCGAAGGGAGUCUUGGGCAACAGAGAAGCCAGCCGCUCAGUCAAAUGCAGCGCCUAACUGUUGCCAUCUCAGAGACGUUGCCAACGGAUAUCUUUCGAAAAUGGCUGCCGGAAAUACAGCGCAUAGAGCUAGUAUUGGCCUCAACACGGUUCUAUUAUACUCUGGAGGAGUUCUGUGGCCUCUAUGGCCAGGUGCCGUAUAGACCCGAUGAUGACGGUGCCUUCUGGCCCAUACAGAACAACCUUACACCGGCAAAUAUCUACAGGCGUUCGCCGUUUGACAUUAACCUGACCUUUGCGGAGUAUGCGGCCGAAAUGAAUCGUCGCCUGCAGGAGGAGCAGGAGAAGCACAAGGCUGAGCAGGAGGCAGCCGCUGCAGCUGAGGCACUUGCCGCUGCGCAGACGAAGCCGCAGGCCAAGGCACAGAAGGCCAAAGUGGAGGAGGAGCCAGAGGAAUAACAUUUUCAGUUUCGAUAUUAUUAGUUCGUUCGUUCGCUUCGCUCGCAGCUUGAACUUUCGCUCAGUGUAGAUGUCGACAUUGGAUAUGGAGUAGCUGUCGCUGUGUUAUCUACCAAAACUCGCGUUCGGUUACAAUAUUCUCGCUCUCGUGCACAUGAGUGCAUUCAGUGUAAAGACGGUGGGCGGUUCCACUGAAAGGCGGCGGUGUGGCGGUGCGGUGGUUUGGCUGAACUAUGGCUGGUGGCUCGUGGCUCGUGGUUGGUGGCUGCGGCUGUAAACGCUGCUUACUUGUUUUGGUUUGCCACUUGAAUGGGUCGACUCUGUUAACAUAAACAUAAAUUUGUGCGCAUCCUUAAGAAGACACACAUGCACAUUAAUAUACAUGCGUGUGUGUGUGUGUGGGAGUGGGUGUGUGUGUGUGUGUAGGAGGAGGAGGGUUGUGGGCUUUUAACAUAAACCACAACAGACGCCAGCUGUCAGAUGUAAUACCGUUAGCUUGCAGCUGUCAGAAGCUGUUGCUGUCAUUUUAAGUCACUUGACAGUUCACACACACACACACACACACACACACACUUACGCUCACCAUAUAAACACACAUAAUUAUAGCUGCUCAGAAACUGGAUUUGCCUUUGCAAAAGAGAGAGGAUUUCCUAACAUUUAGCUUAAAGCCUCUUGGAAUUGGGUUUUUAAAUUCAAAGUUCAG
Messenger RNA from Drosophila navojoa, 2287 nucleotides. RefSeq lists its product as uncharacterized. Lineage: Eukaryota; Metazoa; Arthropoda; Insecta; Diptera; Drosophilidae. The record is from RefSeq and is a predicted model, not a curated record.